Marmota flaviventris (yellow-bellied marmot) is the source of this 1557-nucleotide messenger RNA. RefSeq names its product RAB15 effector protein (gene Rep15). NCBI's taxonomy places the organism in Eukaryota, Metazoa, Chordata, Mammalia, Rodentia, Sciuridae. Gene Ontology annotation, cellular component: recycling endosome; endosome membrane. Gene Ontology annotation, biological process: transferrin transport; receptor recycling. The record is from RefSeq and is a predicted model, not a curated record.
UAUCGAAAAUAGUAACAAACUCUUUCUCAUUGGUAAACAUCCAUAAAUUUGUUUAAGUGGAGUGCCUAAUGUGUAUCAUUGGAGAAAAAUUUGAGGUCUUUGAGAAAGAUUAUAUGAAAGGAAUAUAAUCAACUGAGUGGAGGAAUGAGGAAUCAUGACAGAAAGGAUAUAGGAAAAGUAAACAGCAAUAACUCUCCUACAGAUUUGAAGCCAGUUAUAGAAAAAGGUGUAUGAAUAAUGACCCAUACACCUUUGAAGAACAUACUAUCUUUAACUAAAAUUUUGGAAGAGGGAACAUCUAGGAAGAAAUUACCAAAGAUUAAAAGUAGAGUAAACAUCACACAGAGAAGAACAGAUGUUUUGUGUGAAAUUGAAAACGUGUAACUUAAUAAACCAGCAGGAAUCUGUAUGAAUACAGCACACCUACUUGACAAACAGGGAGCCCUCACAUGUUUGCUUAGCAGUGUGUCUAUAUGCUUAGCUAUACCAAGGAAGUAUAGGGCUAGGAAACUGUGAUCAUAUUAACAGAUGUGACUUCAUUGCAGAACUUUUCCUCUGAAAAAGAAGCAAUUCUGAAUGACAUUCACAUGCUUGAUGUUUGGGAGCAGUAUUGAUUGGGUUCAGAGAAAAUGGGGCAAAAAGCAUCACAGCAGUUGGCUCUGAAGGAUAGCACUGAGAUUCUCAGCAUCUGUGAGGUGGUCAGUGAAGCCAUAGUCCAUGCAGCUCAGAAGCUCAAGGAGUAUCUUGGAUUUGAGUAUCCACAGAGCAAACUCUGCCCAGCUGCAAAUACUCUGAAUGAGAUCUUCUUAAUCCACUUCAUCACUUUCUGCCAAGAAAAGGGAGUUGAUGAGUGGCUCACCACCACCAAGAUGACCAAGCACCAAGCCUUACUAUUUGGAGCAGACUGGGUUUGGACCUUUUGGGGAUCUGAUAAGCAAAUAAGGCUUCAGCUGGCGGUUCAGACUCUACAGAUGGCUUCUCUUCCUCCUGUGCAGUCAAAACCUUGUGACUUCCCCAGUCCGGAGUCGAGGGUAGAGGAGUCUUCCUGGAAGAGAAGUAGAUUUGAUAAGCUGGAAGAAUUCUGUAACUUGAUAGGAGAGGAUUGUCUGGGCUUGUUCAUCAUCUUUGGUGUGCCGGGAAAACCUAAAGACAUCAGGGGAGUCGUCUUGGACAGUAUCAAAAAUAAGACUGUAAGGAGCCAUCUGCCAGGACGCAAGGCUGUGGAACAGUUUGUCCUGGAAACCGAAGAUUGUGUCUCCAUGAAAGAACUGCUUGGAAACUGCCUGAGUAAGAAAGAUGGGCUGAGAGAGGUGGGCAAAGUUUUUAUUAGCAUCCUCUGAACUGGAUGUGUGCUGUGACUGGCCUGUAUCAUAAAAAGAAAAAAAAAGAUAUUCUCAUAAGCAAGCUCAUUUACAUACAUCAUUCCUACAUGGGUUUUUUUUUUUCCCCCACUUCCCUUAUCCCAUUGAUUGAAAAUGAUUACCUGGGUCAAAGUUAGUUUGACAAUUAUUGGUUUCGUAAUUAUGGAACAAAAAAAAAGAAAAAGAAGAAAAACCC